CCAUUCUUUAUCUGUUCACUUAUCCCCGUAUCUGAAAUGGCGUUUCCAGCGAGGUCACCCGCAUUACCAUGGCAACCUGUAGACUCUAAGUGUUGUAUCGAAAAUUCGUAUUAAACUUGUUAUACUUUUCAGAGUAGAUAGGAAUUUAUUAUUGCCCAUGCCAUUUCAUUAUUGUUCAUAUUUAUCUGUGUAUAUUGAUGUGACUGAUGUUUGUUAGUUCAGAUCUGAAUGUACGAAAUCAGAUGUUGAUAUUUUGGCCAAAUCUCUUUAUUAUAUUUCUGCCCAAGUCAUUUUGUCUGUCUUUUUUGCCUGUCUGUUAUUUAUAAAUUUCUCUCCUUUUGUAUAGUAUCUCUCUAUCUUAUGUAUAUUCCUGUUUAUAAUCAAUGAGCAGUUUAAAUCCACUGGUUUGUUAAAUAUUUCAUCGGAUAAAAAUUAAAUUAUCAUUAAUUUUA
Molecule: messenger RNA, 452 nt
Organism: Penaeus monodon (black tiger shrimp)
Lineage: Eukaryota; Metazoa; Arthropoda; Malacostraca; Decapoda; Penaeidae
Source: RefSeq, a predicted model, not a curated record